GCCUGCUCUGCUCUUCUUAUCGAGGGAAGAAGAUGCUGAGAAAGAAACCAAGCAAGAUUGAAGUCAAGAUAGAAGACAGAGAAGAACUCGAAGAAGUCCGCAGCCGUGCCGCCUCCGCCGCAGCCGCCUCUUCUUCCUCUACAUCCUCUCUUCUCCACCUCCUCGAUCGAACCCAACAGAACCCUUCCUCUAAAUCCCAUCGAAUUGGUCUUCCCCCGUCAUAAAAUAGCAUCGCACAGCCUCCGUCCGUAGAUAUGGAGGUGGAGGUGAAGUUGCGGCUCCCCGAAGCCGAUACUUACAAACGCCUGACGAAGCUACUCUCACCGUUCCACAUCAAGACCCUGAACCAAGAGAACAACUUUUUCGACACUGCCUCUGGCGCUCUCGCCUCCCAACGCGCCGUUCUCCGCCUCCGAUUCCUGGACAACGAUUCUCGCUGCAUUAUAUCCCUCAAGGCAAAGCCGGUGUUGAUCGACGGCGUCAGUCGCGUUGAGGAGGACGAGGAGGAGAUCGAGGCGUCUGUUGGACGCAGCUGCGUUGUGGAACCGCUGAGACUGAAUACGAUUGAAUCGAGGAUCUUGAGGAGGUGUAAGGAGGAGUUUGGGAUUCUGGAGGGAGACGGGUUUGUGGGUUUGGGGGGUUUUGAGAAUUUGAGGGAGGUGUUUGAUUGGAAGGGGUUGAAGCUGGAGGUGGAUGAGACCAAGUAUGUGUUUGGUACUUGCUAUGAGGUGGAAUGUGAGAGUGAGGAUCCUGAAGGGGUCAAGAAAGUGCUGGAGGGGUUCUUGAAUGAGUAUGGGAUCCAGUAUUCUUACUCGGAGAUGUCCAAGUUUGCGGUUUUCCGAUCUGGGAAGCUUCCGUAGUCUAUGCAAAGUAGGCGUAUUGCAGUGGAGAUAAUGCUUGCGCUAAAGUCCAAUUCUGAAGAGACUAGGAAUACCUUUCCUCUGAAAUAUCUCAAGGCAAUCUUCUUAUAAACUCUGAUGGCAAGUAACCAACUGUUUCCCUCAUGUAUAACUCUUGUUUUGCAACGUCAAGUAGCAAGUGAACCUAAUAUUUGAUAUGAAUUUCUGACAGCUAUAAUAUGUAUGCAUGUUUGCUCAA
This is a messenger RNA of Tripterygium wilfordii, 1098 nucleotides long. RefSeq names its product triphosphate tunnel metalloenzyme 3. NCBI's taxonomy places the organism in Eukaryota, Viridiplantae, Streptophyta, Magnoliopsida, Celastrales, Celastraceae. Bases 255 to 860 code for a protein of 201 amino acids. The transcript is spliced from 2 exons. The record is from RefSeq and is a predicted model, not a curated record.